AAAAAUCUUUGGACGAUAUCCCUGAACAUUUAUUUAACCAUAAUUGACCAAAGGCAAUUUCUUAUGUUAAUUUUUCAUCUCUAAUUUUGAUAUUUAUUUUAGAUUAGACAAAUUUGAUAUUAUUUUAAUCUCCGAUAUGUUAUUUAACCACUGCUUUUUAAUGCUUCGCUUGACACAAACAGGGUUUAACACUGCGUUACUAGUUAAAUGUUCAUACUCGUUACAGCAAGAUGGAUUCUGAUUGGCUGUCAUUGUUUUUAUCGUUCAUCAGCUGGAUGGAUAAAAUCGUUCUGAUAACUUCUGAAAGUGAUUCCAGUGAUAUAUUUUCUCUGUGCCGUUAUCAUUAUAGCUGUGGUGAUUGAGCACGAUCGAUUUUUAAACUACAUCCUAAUCUGGCCUUAAUGACUGUCUGUGACAAAAAACUCGACAUUGACUUUUAAUGUCAAUUUCAAAUUUAAAAAAAUAAAUAAAUAAAUAACUCAUGGACAACUGAAAAUUGUCGACUUAUAUUUGAAAAUGUAUCAUAAUUUUUGACUUUUUAUAUCACAAUUUAUAAUUUAGUACUUCAUAAAUUGCAUCCUUGUGUAAAUACUAGUACGUCAAGGUUUACCAAAUAAUUAUUUUUGUCUCUUAUUUGGCGUAAAUGGGCUUUUAUACAUCACAGUUGCGUUUUAAAAAUUGUAAAUUCUGUUCAGUGUCCACCCUGUGCCUUUAAGAAAUAUCCUCCCGCUGUUCCCGGGCGUUCUCGCGGUUCUUCAGCACUUGGCAACCUGCAAGCUGUGUCCUCAUACGGACCAAUGAGAUCAACGCCAGUUCUCAAGUCCAGCCAAUCAGAAUCCAGAAUUUGUGCGCACGUUUGAAAAUCAGCUUGCGUGUUUUUUCCUCGUCUUUUUUUGUUUCUCAACACAAACAAGAUACGAUAACGUUUCUAAAACUAACUAAAACUAUACGCGAAUUUUGCAAGACACCAGCAGUGAGUGAAUUACGUUUGGACCUGCUGCGGCUGUUGUGUUGUGAUGCCGUCCAAAACCGAAGACUAUGAGGUGAUGCUCACCAUAGGAUGUGGAUCUUAUGGGAAUUGCCAGAAAGUCAAAAGGAAAUCAGAUGGAAAGGUUCUAGUGUGGAAGGUGCUGGACUAUGGCACCAUGGCCGAGGCAGAGAAACAGAUGCUGGUGUCAGAGGUCAAUUUGCUCCGUGAGCUGAAGCACCCAAAUAUCGUUCGAUACUACGACAGAAUUAUAGACCGGACGAACACAACGUUAUAUAUAGUGAUGGAGUACUGUGAGGGUGGAGAUCUCGCCAGCCUCAUCAACAGAUGCAUCAAAGAGAGACGAUACCUGCAAGAAGAAUUCAUCCUGCGUGUGAUGGCACAGUUGUCCCUGGCGUUAAAAGAGUGCCAUAGUCGAAGUAACGGCAGCAGUACAGUCCUGCACCGUGACCUGAAACCUGCAAACAUCUUCCUGGACGUCAAACAGAAUGUAAAGCUUGGCGAUUUUGGUUUAGCUCGGAUACUGAACCACGAUACAAGCUUUGCUAAAACAUUUGUUGGAACUCCAUAUUACAUGUCGCCAGAACAAAUUAAUCGCAUGUCCUAUAACGAAAAAUCAGACAUAUGGUCUUUAGGAUGUUUACUCUAUGAACUAUGUGCUUUGUCUCCCCCAUUUACAGCAUACAACCAAACAGAGCUGGCCGGAAAAAUCAGAGAAGGGAAGUUUAAGAGAAUCCCUUACCGAUACUCAGAGGAUAUGAACACGCUCCUUUCCAAAAUGCUGAACUUGAAGGACUACCUGAGGCCCUCGGUGGAGUCCAUUCUGCAGAACAGCUUGAUCUCAGGCUAUGUAGCCCAGGAGCAGAGGAGACUUCAGGAGAAGCAGCGGCGCAGGUCAGUGGACGUAGAGCAGCCCAAACACCCGGAGCCGUCGCUUCAGGCAGAGCUGCGGCUGAAGGAGCAGAUCCUACGCGAGCGAGAGCAGGCCAUCGAAGAGCGAGAGCAGCGACUAGAGCAAAGGGAACAGGAGCUGUGUGUUCGAGAACAACAAUCAAAUGAAAAGAUGGCCAGAGCAGAGAGCUUGUUGAAGGCUUAUAAUUUGAUCCGCCAGCAGAGGGCGUUGUCUCUACUCAGUGCCAGUGACACAGAGAAUGAAGAGAACGUCUCUCCAGGAAAGAAGAGGGUUCAUUUUGCAGGAGACGGCAAGGAGAACAGCAGACCCGAGAGCAAGCUGAUCACUAAACCAAAUGAACAUUGUCUUGUAAAGAGACACCAAUGGGCAAACAUGCGCAUCCAGGCUCUUGGAGAAGAGGAAAACAUGUACCUACCAAAGCCCAAAGAAAUGCUGGGUAUCCGCUAGAAUUUACUACUGAAAGUAGUGCAUUUGUGUGGUCAAUCAAGUCAAGAGGAUUUUAUUUAGUGUACAUUAGGAAAUAAGAUUUCUGAUUUUAUUUAUUUGUGUAGCAUUUGUACAGUACAGUUAACAAAACUUCAUUUAAUGGGCAUAACACUGGAUUUUUUUUUUUUUUAAAUGAUUAUGUAUUCUUAUGAUUUUAUAGAUGUGGAACUUGUGUUUUUAUUUGGAAUGGCUGUUUCUUUACAAUAAAGACGUACAAAUAUUA
Molecule: messenger RNA, 2610 nt
Organism: Pimephales promelas (fathead minnow)
Lineage: Eukaryota; Metazoa; Chordata; Actinopteri; Cypriniformes; Leuciscidae
Gene: nek2
Product: NIMA-related kinase 2
Biological process (GO): protein phosphorylation
Molecular function (GO): protein kinase activity; ATP binding
Source: RefSeq, a predicted model, not a curated record